AUGGCGGAAUCAAUCACCUCUCUUGUAAAGAGAGUAUAUGUCGCAGUUACGGCAUCGACAACUCCAGCCGAGCAGGCUGAAAUGCUGCGAGACCCCUUUCUAAAAUCUAGGAAAUAUGGAUAUGGAUUCACAUACUUCGCAAUCAUCCUACUGGUCCUUACGUCUUUCAUUCGAUUGUACCAUAUCUGGGGCGAUAAAAUCCGAAUCGCCCUAUACAGAGAGCGUCGAUCAGGUUCUGAAACCCCAAGUGCAGACUUUGAUAUUUCAGCUGCUCAAACAACGACCUCUUCGCCUCCAAAGCGUGAUUCGGUUUUACACAAGAUACUUCCGCUUCACAAAAUCAUUGCGCUCAUGCGCUGGAUCUUCUACCGGCCAAUACCGUCCCUCAAGAUUGGCAAGAUAGAAGUGGUGUUUCCAUCUCUAUCAGUGACGGUCAUUGUUUUGGCGGCAAUGAUCUUCGUGACAUUAUACUGCUUUUUGCCACAGCCUUUAUACUACUGGUCGAUAUCUCUAGGAUCCCCACCACUUGCAAUUCGUGCGGGCAUGCUAGCAGCUGCCAUGAUCCCUUGGAUUGUCGCGCUCAGUACCAAGGCAAAUUUUAUUACCAUGUUCACGGGAUUAAGCCCAGAGCGGCUAAAUGGUCUGCACCGCUGGUCAGCCUACAUCUGUCUGUUUCUUAGCCUUGUCCACAUCAUUCCAUUUUACAUCACUCCAGUUUGGACAGAUGGUGCUGAGGUCAAUUACCGAAACUUCAUUACCCAGGGUAUAUAUGUUUACGGGACAGGUUGGGCAGCAGCCGUGCCGCUUUUCAUUCUGUGUGUUCAUUCGCUUCCAUUCUUGAGAUAUCAGAUGUAUGAGCUUUUUGUCAUGAUUCAUAUUCCUGUUUCUUGGGUGUUUCUGGCAAUGCUGCUAUGGCACACCAAAAAUUGGCUUCAGUCUUGGGGUUAUCUCUGGACUACGGUGGUCAUUUGGAUUCUUAGCUAUCUUAUCCGACUUUGGUAUCUGAACUGGAUGAAUCCCUUUUGGUCUUCUUCGUUCAUGAUCGGAGAAGAAUCGGCCGUAACAUUGCUCCCACAGGGUGCCAUCAAGGUGACUGUGCCAACAAGAAUGCGCUGGCGCCCUGGCCAAUACGUCUAUCUACGCAUGCCCGGGGUUGCUGUUUUUGAUAACCACCCGUUUACGAUUUCCUCACUCUGUAGUGAUGACUUCCCAUCUGCAUAUGGCGAAAAGUACCGUGAUAUGACCCUUGUUUUCCGGCCCUUCCAAGGUUUCACACGCAAAGUCUUGCGCGAAGCAUUGAAAAAUGGCCCACUCAAAAUCUUUUCGGCAUUUUUAGAGGGGCCAUAUGGUGGCAUGCAACGUGAGAUGGCUGCAUUUGACGAUGUAGUGUUCUUCGCAGGAGGAAGUGGUAUCACCGCGAUUGCUAGCCAGCUUCUCGACCUGAUCAAGAAGAUUCGGGAUGGAAAGGCUACUAUAAAGUCAAUCAAGGUAGUUUGGGCACUGCGAAGUCCAGAGACCAUGAGCUGGUUCCAAGAAGAAUUGCGGAUUUGCCGUGACAAUGCACCCACCGAUAUCAUGCAAUGCCAUUUUUUCCUUACCGGACUUGAACAAAAUAACCAAACUGAGCGGGACUUGGUACAGGAGAAGAUUUAUAAGAUGUUGCAAGGAAUCGACAAGAAAAACGCAACCCACAUCCAAGAAGAGGCUGCAGGCGAUAUGGAGAGAGAAAAGGAGCUACGCCACGAGAACGAAGACGGGAUAACUGCACUACCAAGUGCACACAUUUCCAAUAGCCGACAUUACUACCAGCCUCCAAUGAAUCUCUCAACACAGCAGACAUAUGCCCCCAGUCCAGGCUUUGACUUUGGAUUUACUAGUCCACAGAGACCCAUACCUCGUUAUGCUUCUUUCCAACCGUCGCCGAAAAGAGAUAACUGGCGGACUGACUACUUUCGCCCGAAUAUUCCUGAGAUACUCAAUGAGUACUCGAAAAUCUUUGGCAGACGAGCUUGUGUCUUCGUGUGCGGUCCACCCAGCAUGCGUGUUGAGGUGGCCAAUACUGUGGCCAAGUUGCAGAUGCAGGUACUCACAGAUCCAUCAAAAACCGAGAUAUUCCUGCAUGCAGAGAACUACAACAACUAG
Molecule: messenger RNA, 2142 nt
Organism: Penicillium taxi
Lineage: Eukaryota; Fungi; Ascomycota; Eurotiomycetes; Eurotiales; Aspergillaceae
Product: putative metalloreductase transmembrane component
Exons: 1
Coding region: 1-2142 (713 amino acids)
Biological process (GO): iron ion transport; intracellular iron ion homeostasis; copper ion import
Cellular component (GO): plasma membrane
Molecular function (GO): ferric-chelate reductase activity
Source: RefSeq, a predicted model, not a curated record